AACUCCACUUCAUCUCUUGCUCAGUCAGCCACUCGAGGAGAGAGACACCACCACCCCUUGUCUGCGCUCAUUCCCAACGUGGAAAGGGGACAGGAAAGACACCAUAUCAAUCCGACAGAUUCCAGCAAAUCGCCCACGGAUCAUUAUUUCUCCAUGCCGACUGCGUGUUAAAGAGCGCGCUCAGUGCAGCACACAUCAGGCUGCUUUAUUACAUAGCAGCGGCGCGAGCUGCCUGUAGCUGUCCAGGAGCCUCAGCUAGCGACGGAACAAAGAAAACACACACCAAUAUAACCGUCUGCUAAGCAAACUGCUUCCCUGUUCUUCGAGGAGGAGAAGGCAAGACCCCGAAGACCAAAACUGACAUGAUGUUUCCACAAUCCAGGCACUCGGCUUCAUCGCAGCAGCUGAAGUUCACGACGUCAGACUCGUGCGACCGCAUCAAGGACGAGUUCCAGUUCCUUCAAGCACAAUACCACAGUCUGAAGCUCGAAUGUGACAAGCUGGCCAGUGAGAAGUCAGAAAUGCAACGUCAUUAUAUCAUGUACUAUGAGAUGUCCUAUGGGCUGAACAUUGAAAUGCACAAGCAGGCAGAGAUUGUGAAGAGAUUAAAUGGGAUCUGUGCUCAAGUCUUGCCUUACCUGUCUCAAGAGCACCAACAGCAAGUUCUGGGGGCGAUAGAGAGAGCCAAACAGGUCACCCCACCAGAGAUGAACUCCAUCAUACGGCAGCUCCAGGCUCACCAGCUCUCUCAGCUGCAGGGGCUGGCGUUGCCCAUGACCCCUCUCCCUCUCGGCCUCAGCCAACCGGCCGGCCUCCCCGCCGUCACCUCUAGCUCUGGCCUCUUCUCCCUCUCCAGCAUCCUGGCCUCUCAAGCCCAGCUGGCUAAGGAGGAUAAGAGCACACGUGAGACCUCGGACAGCCAUCGCGAGGAAGACGGAGACAAGUCCGACUAGUCGCCCGCCAAACUGGUUCCUUCAUCCGAUUAUCCUCCAGAGCUCCACAUAGAGCAGAGGCACUUGUUCCUGUUUUUUCCCCUUUUUAUUUUCCUUCAUUUUCUAGUCUCCUUGCAUCUUUCUAUCUACCCUCUAAAUUGCUACUGUGUUCACAUGCCUAAUGUCAUUCCUUUUGGUUCAUUCCACCAGCUCUCUAUAUGUAUUUAUACCAAUCCACCUUUUUAUUGUGUUACGGAUGCUUGAUUUUAUUUUAUUUACACUAUUUCUUGCCUGCGUGUAUGUAUAUAUAUAUCUAUAUCUAUAUAUAUAUGUAUAGUAUAUUUCUUAUGCUCGUUGUGGAAAUGGUCUACAAAAUGGUGCGACCAUUAAUGGACCAUCGACCCUUCAGUAAUAAUUCCUCUUUGGGUUUUUUUUCCCUCCGCUUUCUCUCUUCCUCUUAAAAUCUUUCACCUUUUAAAGCUACAAUCUACAAUAACUGAGUCAAAAGCACUUUGGCCUCAGGCAGUAACUCUGAGACUAAAAGCAACUUUGAAUCUAAAAACAUAGCCGCGGCAUAAUCCAUUUAGAGUUUAAAGGAUUGAUGUUAUUGUUCGAAGGCACGGCUGUUGCAUCUAUGCUACCUUACAGGGACGGUUCAAGUUAAAAUGUGGAUUUGUUUCAUUUUUAUGUCAUCCCAAAGAUGAAGAUAAAGACAUCCCAGAGAUAUUUUGAAGAGUGUUCAUGCUGCUCCUUUCCAUACAAUAAAAGCAGAUGGUUACCACAGCCAUCAAGCAAAAUUUGGAAUAAGUAACUUGAAUUUCUUACAUUUCUCAUUCAACGGCUUCAGAACACUUAAAAUACUACAUUUAUAAACAUUUCGUUUAACUCUGUCA
Carassius carassius (crucian carp) is the source of this 1825-nucleotide messenger RNA. RefSeq names its product TLE family member 5-like. Bases 363 to 953 code for a protein of 196 amino acids. Gene Ontology annotation, molecular function: transcription corepressor activity; protein binding. Gene Ontology annotation, biological process: negative regulation of canonical Wnt signaling pathway; regulation of DNA-templated transcription. The record is from RefSeq and is a predicted model, not a curated record. The transcript has 7 exons. Gene Ontology annotation, cellular component: nucleus; transcription regulator complex. Lineage: Eukaryota; Metazoa; Chordata; Actinopteri; Cypriniformes; Cyprinidae.